Messenger RNA from Lindgomyces ingoldianus, 1115 nucleotides. Its product is annotated as mitochondrial 54S ribosomal protein YmL9. Gene Ontology annotation, biological process: translation. Bases 11 to 985 code for a protein of 324 amino acids. The transcript has 3 exons. Lineage: Eukaryota; Fungi; Ascomycota; Dothideomycetes; Pleosporales; Lindgomycetaceae. Gene Ontology annotation, molecular function: structural constituent of ribosome. The record is from RefSeq and is a predicted model, not a curated record. Gene Ontology annotation, cellular component: ribosome; mitochondrial large ribosomal subunit.
CUUCGACAUAAUGCCACCGAAAGCACCCCUUAAUUGGGGUUUGAUACCCCCAUCAUUCCUUCUCCCUUCAUCGGCACAGUCCCUCUUCCCUCUAAUACCUCUCACACAACCAUAUCCCCAACCAUCCUACAUCCCCAUCCGAACUAUUAAAUCCACCAACAAGCCCCGUCCGGACCGCUUCGCCUACGACUCCAAACGCUCUCCCCUUCAAAGCAGCACCUCCGCUGCCCUCGCUCGAAAAGCGCAUUCAACCCCUCUUCGAACCGGUGCCCUCGCCCUCAAACGGGGUAUGACUGCCCUCUACGACCCUGAAACUGGAAAACGCACGCCGUGCACUGUACUCCAACUCGAUCGCAACCAAGUUAUCAUGCAUAAAACGCGGGAGAAAAAUGGAUACUAUGCCGUGCAGAUUGGGGCGGGACAGAAGAAAGCGGAUAAUGUGACGAGGCCCAUGUUGGGACAUUUUGCGACAGCCAGAGUCAGUCCGAAGAGGUGGGUUGUGGAGUUCAAGGUGAGAGGGGAAGAAGGAUUGAAGGUGAGAGUCGGGGAGGCGAUUACAGCGAGCUGGUUUAGAGCAGGUCAGUUUGUAGAUGUUAAGGGAAUUAGUCGGGGGAUGGGGUUUGCUGGUGGAAUGAAACGUCACGGCUUCAGCGGUCAACCCGCUUCUCACGGUCAAUCGCUCAUGCAUCGUGGCAUGGGUUCUGCUGGAGGUUCGCAAGGCUCUGGUUCAAGAGUGCUACCAGGAAAGAGAAUGGCGGGUAAUAUGGGCAAUGAAAGCGUCACGGUCCAAAAUCUGAAGGUUUUGCAGGUCGAUGAUGCAAACGGUAUUGUGGUUGUAAGCGGAUGUGUUCCAGGUCCGAAAUACCAGAUUCUGAGAAUCCAGGACGCCAGGAAGAAGCCGUGGCCCGAAGGACCAAUGUCUAUUGCUGAAAUGGCAUCGAUGGCUUCUCAGACCGCCACAACUACAGUUACUGCAGAAGCAUGAAGAAAUUACAUUACUAGACGAAAGAGAAUUGUAUUAUAGCCAUUCUUGGCGUUGGGAUUACAUGCAAGACGCACUUGAGCGAAGAAAGCAUUAGCAAUUUUGUACAUUGGAACACGUCACAACUACUGUU